AAUUGUUAUUGUUUUAUUAUUAUUUCAGGCUUUAGUGACUUGGCUGGAACACGAUUCAGAAAACAGGAGCAAAGAUGCCAGUAAAUUAUUAGGUUUAGUCAAAUUACCGUUGCUAUCACCCGCGUUUAUAGUUGAAAAUAUUGAGAGUAACGAAAUGUUGAAAGACCAAAGAAUGGUGCAGGAAUUAGUAAUGGAAGCAUUGAAGUAUCAUUUGCUGCCUGAGCAAAGACCUUUGCUUCAAACAGGCAGGACGAAACCCAGAAAAGCCACUGUGGGUACGUUGUUAGCUGUCGGAGAGAUGCACGCUAAUAAUGGUGCAACAUCUAUAGAUGCAUUUUCAUUACGCGAUAAUGCCUGGAGAUAUUUAGCAGCUAUGAGCAAUAGAAAAUUCUUUGCCACAGUGGUAUACGAUAAGAAAUUGAUUAUCGCGGGCGGUAGAAACGAUUUUAAUAUAUUUAACACAGUAGAAUGCUUCGAUUUUUCCACUCUUACGUGGAGCACUCUACCACCUAUGAAUGUUUAUCGAGUAGGAUUAGGAGUGGCAGUCUUAGGUGGACUUUUGUAUGCUGUUGGUGGUCACGACGGUCGUUGUUAUCUUAAUGCGGUAGAGAGAUGGGAUCCGGGAACAGGUCAGUGGAGUUCAAUAUGUCCUAUGUCCGUACAAAGAUUGGGAGUCGGUGUAGCUGUGUUAAAUGAUAAAUUGUACGCUGUAGGAGGAAGAAAUAUCAAUUCCUGCUUAAAUACAGUAGAAUGUUACGAUCCGCGCACGAACAAAUGGACACCGUGCGCACCUAUGUCGAAGAAACGAAGCGGUGUAGGCGUAGGAGUAGUGAAUGGUUGUCUUUAUGCACUCGGUGGUAACGACAGUUUAGCUAGCAAUCCCAAUGUUAGCAGAUUCGACUGUGUAGAAAGAUAUGAUCCUAAAACCGAUACGUGGACUAUGGUUGCGCCAAUGAGUGUGCCCCGGAGUGAUGUUGGUGUGUGCGUAUUAGGUGACCGACUUAUGGCCGUGGGGGGAUACGACGGCCAACAAUUUCUCACACUAGUGGAAGCCUACGAUCCACAUCUCAACGAAUGGGAACCUGUUGCUCCUCUUCAGACUGGCCGUGCGGGACCCUGUGUUGCUGUUGUAAAAAAUUUAACCCAAUGACAUGUAGAUUAUUUUUACUAAACGAUCAGUAAUUGCACUUGCUAAUUAUGCAAUUUAUAUUUGUAAUUGCAAAUGAUUUAGGUGUUUCAGAAAUAUGACAGAAUCUGCUCUCUUGUGAUAUUGCAUGCAUGUUAAAUUAGUCACAUUGUUAUUUUC
This is a messenger RNA of Temnothorax curvispinosus, 1306 nucleotides long. Its product is annotated as kelch-like protein 5. The record is from RefSeq and is a predicted model, not a curated record. NCBI's taxonomy places the organism in Eukaryota, Metazoa, Arthropoda, Insecta, Hymenoptera, Formicidae. The annotation marks the transcript as partial. The transcript has 7 exons. Gene Ontology annotation, molecular function: protein binding.